Messenger RNA from Osmia bicornis bicornis, 2005 nucleotides. It is a transcript of the gene Phax, whose product is annotated as phosphorylated adapter RNA export protein. Gene Ontology annotation, biological process: snRNA export from nucleus. The coding region runs from base 370 to 1575 and encodes 401 amino acids. The transcript is spliced from 4 exons. Lineage: Eukaryota; Metazoa; Arthropoda; Insecta; Hymenoptera; Megachilidae. Gene Ontology annotation, cellular component: nucleus. The record is from RefSeq and is a predicted model, not a curated record.
GAAAGUACCAUUACAAUGAAUAACACAUAUGUAAACGUGCAUAUUUAUAUUAUGUUCUUUUCAUAGAUUUUCCACUUCUCAUAUAUUUUUUAUCACCGUGUAUAAGACCACGUGGUGAAAAAGUACGUAGAGAGUGGCAGUAUGUACAUUCAUGACAAAGAGUCACCUGAAACACCCGAGAUGAACAAAACAAGUUAUAAUAUCAAAGUUUGAGCAGUAGUGGCGACAGUGACGGUAUUAUAAAAAACACUAACGGUUAGAUUACAUUAGAAAAAAAACUUAUUAAGAAUAACCAAGAAUAACUUGGUGAGUGCAAUUUGAAGCAAUAAUUACUUGCUGAGAAUAUUGCCAUUUCUGAAAAAGAAAAAUAUGGAAGCAGAACCUUUAGAGCUUGAGGAAGGCGAAGUUAUUGAUGAUGAGGCAAGCGACAUUGAAACAUAUAAUGUUUUAAAAAGACCUCAUGAAUUUUUAAAUAAAGAAGAACACGUAAAAAUGGGCUAUAGUGACGAGUCUGAUGAUUCCGCAGAUUCCGAAAGUGAUUCCGAUUCUGAUUCUGGACAUACCAGAAGUAAAAGGCCCAAAUUAAAACUAAAACGAUCUAAAAAUUUAACAAAAAAUUGGGAGGGCAAAAAUGAUAAAUAUAAAAUAUGGUGUACUCAGCUGCAAGAAGAAUCUUUAACAGAAGACUUAGUAUUAUGUGGUGUAACGAAAAAACAAAAUCAAGAACGUAGUGUUGAAAGUUACAACAUUCCGCACCAUUAUUCUUCUAAUGGUAGGUGGAAUAUGGAACAUCGUAAUAACAAUAGUUCAGAAGAUGAAAAAGAUUGUGAAAGAAGAUUAACGAAUAAAAGAACAAACUCUGAUAGAAGUAAUAUUAAAUUAAGAUUAGGAAAAAAACAUAAUUCAAUGGGUACAGAUAAUCAAAAAGGAACUGUACGAAAAAUAGCAGAUUUAAGUACGACGAUUGAAUCAACUGAUUCAGAUGUAGCAUCUGAUAUAACAUCAAAACUUAACGAAAAGAAAGAUCUUCUUAUAAGAAGAAUUGUAGAUAUAAUUGGUAAAGAGAAAGCCAUUUACUUUUUUCAAAAAACAAAGAAAAUUGAAGAAGGAGGUGGUAUGUUAAUAAUGAAUGGAUCUCGAAGAAGAACUGCGGGCGGUGUUUAUUUAUGGUUAGUGAAAAAUGAUAAACAUAUACCUCAAGAAAAAAUAAGAGAAAUUUUUUAUUACGAUAAAAAAGAACAUGCUGAAGAAAAGAAAGCAGAUGCUGUUGCAAGAAGACAAAAAGCACAGGAAUUAAUAAAAUGUUUAGAAAAUGGUUCAGAAAAAGAUCUUCCUGCCUUGUUAACAAAGUCAGAACUUUCUACAAGAGAAAUAGCAGAAGAAGCAAGGUUAAGACGUGGUGAGGGCAUGGAUAGAAUGCCACUGGAUUCUGAUCGUACAAUGACUAACCCACCGCCUAGUCCUGUAACCGAUGAUCCUGAUCAUUCGGAACAUCCACUCGUUCAAAGGCAUGUUCAGGAUUAUGGAGAUUUUCUUGACAUUGGAAUAGACAUAGAUAGUAUGGAAGUACUAUAAAAUAUCUUUUUGCUAUUUCUUUGUAAUAUGUAUCGCGCAGAUUAUUUGUACAGAACGAAGUUCUAAUCAUUGUACAAGGAACCACAUAAACACAGAUGCAUGAGAGCGCGUGUGCGCACAUAUACACAGUGUGAAUACAGUUUACAUAGUUUGUAUGCCUAUAAUAUACAUAUACAGUUAAAAAGUUUGGAGUGUGAUCGAAUAGUGACCAAUCCAAAUCUACUGCAACGACGUUCCAUAAUGUGAUAAAAUAAUUUAUCAAGUGUAUAUACUAUGAUAACACUUUGUCACUUUCUCAGAUUUCAGAAAACAACAAAUAUUUGUGUAUCCCUUUUAUUAUGUUUCAUUUAACAUGUUUAUAUUUAUUAUUAAGAUAAAUGUAAAAAAAAAAGAAAAAAAUAUGAAACGUAACAAAUAUGAAGUUUCAUAA